This is a messenger RNA of Mus pahari (shrew mouse), 618 nucleotides long. RefSeq names its product granzyme E-like. Lineage: Eukaryota; Metazoa; Chordata; Mammalia; Rodentia; Muridae. Bases 1 to 618 code for a protein of 205 amino acids. The record is from RefSeq and is a predicted model, not a curated record. Gene Ontology annotation, cellular component: cytoplasm; intracellular membrane-bounded organelle. Gene Ontology annotation, molecular function: serine-type endopeptidase activity. The transcript has 5 exons. Gene Ontology annotation, biological process: proteolysis.
AUGCCACCAGUCCUGAUUCUCCUGGCCCUACUUCUGCCUCUUGGAGCUGGAGCAGAAGAGAUCCUCGGGAGCCAUGAGUUCAAGCCCCACUCUUGCCCCUACAUGGCAUUUAUUAAGUCUGAGGAAAGUGACGGGAAUGUCAGUUACUGUGAAGGCUUUCUGAUUCCAGACAACUUUGUGCUGACAGCUGCUCACUGCAAUGACAGCUCAAUGACAGUCACACUGGGGACCCACAACCUAAAGGCUAAGGAGGCGACACAGCAGAUCAUCCCUGUGGCAGAAGCCAUUCCCUAUCCAGACUAUAAUGGUACUGUCUUCUCCAGUGACAUCAUUCUGUUAAAGCUGAAGAGUAAGGCCAAGAGGACUAGAGCUGUGAGGCCCCUCAACCUGCCCAGGCGAAAUGUCAACGGGAAGCCAGGAGAUGUGUGCUCUAUAGCUGGUUGGGGACAGAUGGUGCCAAAUGGGUCAUUAGCAAACAUACUGCACGAGGUUGAGUUGACAGUACAAAAGGAUUGGAUAACAGAAAUGACAUUUGUGCAGGUUUACAUCAUGAGAGAUGCACGUAUGCAGAAGCACAAUUCAGAAGCACAGAUGAAUGUGAAUCAAGGAGGCUGUUAA